This is a messenger RNA of Capronia coronata CBS 617.96, 1836 nucleotides long. RefSeq lists its product as uncharacterized. Gene Ontology annotation, cellular component: Cdc73/Paf1 complex. The record is from RefSeq and is a predicted model, not a curated record. Gene Ontology annotation, molecular function: RNA polymerase II C-terminal domain phosphoserine binding; DNA binding. NCBI's taxonomy places the organism in Eukaryota, Fungi, Ascomycota, Eurotiomycetes, Chaetothyriales, Herpotrichiellaceae. The transcript has 2 exons. The coding region runs from base 1 to 1836 and encodes 611 amino acids.
AUGGCCGAUCUCGACGCUGAACUUCUUGCGCUCGCUGGGGGUGACUCCUCUGGCGAAGAAGAGAGCAUGCCACCAUCUCCCAAGGAGAAAUCGCCAUCACCCCCUCGAUCUAAAAAACAGUCUCGACACUCCCCAGAACCAGACAUGGCUCGUAAAGGCGUUGCAAAGACCGUCAAGCGCGCCAAGCGCCGCAGGACAUAUUCUGAUGAGGAGGACGACGAUGCUUCAUCGCAGUCACAACAUUCAGAAUCUGCCUCCAUGUCGCAGUCCGAUUCGGAAGCCGGCUUCAGUCCUGGAGCAGACAAGCCAAUCUUCCCUUACGAGAAACUCUAUUACGACGCUGAGGAUAAGGCUCGCAUAGAAGCGAAACCGGAGAUCGAGCGAGAGGAAAUCCUGGCCCAGCGCAGCGAACAGGUGGAACGUCAUGAGCAAGAUCUUACACUUCGUCGUUUGGUAGCUGCCAGAGCCAGGGAGGAAGCCAAACACGCCGCCAAAAACAAGCGCAAAGCUAGUGCAGCUGACUUGGAAGAGACUCAGCGGAAGAGCACCCGUCAACGCACCAAGGUGGGCGGCGGUCGCGCCGGCGAGGCAAGCAGUGCCAUCGAAGCUUACAAGCAACAACGGGCGGAGAAGGUUCUAAGAGAUGAACAGAGGAAGAAGGAUGGACUAACCCGAAGAGCAGCCUCACCUCGAGAUGACUACAGCGAUGCGGAUGCGGAUGGUGAGAGUGAGAACGACUACGAGGACCACAAGUACAAGAAACGAUCGCCAACCCCACCGAAAGAUGAGCCCAUUGCAGAUCUUGCAGAUAUCCAGCGAGCUCGUGUGGGCCGUGACAACUUUGCUCAGGUAUGCUACACCCCAGGAUUUCAGGAGACCAUUACAGACUGCUACGCGCGGGUGUGCCUGGGUCCUGGUCGCACUCCUGGCGUCAACGACUACCGGCUUUGCUUGAUCAAGGGGUUUACCAAGGGUAAGCCAUAUGCGAUGAUCGGUUCCAACGGCAGACCUUUCCCGGUCGAUUUGUACAUCAUUGCUGCACAUGGGAAGGCUGAAAGACCGUGGUCUUUCCUGGAGUGCUCAAUGUCGAAGUUCACCGACGAUGAAUGGCGACGAUACCGGACAACUAUGGCAAACGAUGAUCUCAAACUUCCCACCAAACGUUUUAUCAACUCCAAACUCGAGCAGAUCAACAAGCUGUUGGCACAUCGGUUUACUGAGGCCGAGAUUUCGGAAAAGAUCAAAGCCCAGAACGAACUUAUUGAGAAGAUCACGAGAGCCCAGGAGAAGGAAGACCUUAGGGAGAAGAUCAAUCAUGCUUGGGACGACGGCAACGACGAACUGGCACAGCAGCUCGAACAUCAGCUGGCGAACAUCGUUCCUAUGAAACUGGCAUUCGGCACCAGCUUGUCUCGCGCGGAUAGUGGCUACGUAAACCCGGACCAAGAACGCCUUGCCGAGCUGAACCUACGGAAUCAGAGAUUGAACGCCGAAAACAUCCGCAAGGCUCAGCUUGCAGAAAUGAGGGCAAGAAAGACGAAGAAGCAUUUGGCUCCUGGUGUCGAUGAACUCUUCGAAGGAGGAAGUGACAUCAGUCGGACUGGUACCCCUGUCAACGGCGCUGGGACUCCCAGAGUGGUUGCAGGUAUAUCACGCGCUACGACUCCAAAUCCCAGCAGUCUCUCAAAUGGAGCUACAAAACCCUCGGGUCUCGGGAAUGGCAGUACUGUGCUGAAGCCGGUUGAAAAGAAGAAAGGCAUUCCUGUCAUUCGAAAGGCGGCGAUGGAUGACGAGAUUCUGGCAAACAUGGAUCUGGGUAUCGACAUCGACAUCUGA